Molecule: messenger RNA, 3341 nt
Organism: Cyprinodon variegatus (sheepshead minnow)
Lineage: Eukaryota; Metazoa; Chordata; Actinopteri; Cyprinodontiformes; Cyprinodontidae
Product: transcription factor Sp3-like
Exons: 8
Coding region: 172-2040 (622 amino acids)
Biological process (GO): regulation of transcription by RNA polymerase II
Molecular function (GO): DNA-binding transcription factor activity, RNA polymerase II-specific; RNA polymerase II cis-regulatory region sequence-specific DNA binding
Source: RefSeq, a predicted model, not a curated record
CGUCAAUCAAAAAUAGAAAAAAAUCGACCCGAUUUCAACGAUCAACACUAGCCCGCCUUUGAUAAAAUAAUCAUGUUAGGAGUUUGAUUGGUCUGGUAAUCCUCUAUAUUUACGCUAUGACUAAAACGUAAACGUCUAGCGCAUCGAAUCGGCAGCUAAUCGACAACAGACAUGUCAGCUAUUCAGUUGACGAGCUCAGACCGAUGGGAGGUGCUGACCCCCGUCUCGGCUGCAAAGGAAGACCAAGGCGUCGUUCACAUUCCAAACUCGGGGAUUGUCACAUCUAACGGGCAGUACGUUCUUCCAAUCGGGAGUCUUCCCAGCCAGCCCAUUUACGUCACAGCAUCUGGGAGCGAAGCCACAGCUAACGGAGUGGCCGGCAUUCAGUACCAGGUCAUUCCCCAAAUUCAAAAUGCAGAUGGGACACUCACAGGAUUCCCAACACAAGGACUGGAUGACGGCACGGGCCAGAUUCAACUUCUCCAAGAUGGCAACCAGGGCAAUAUUGGAAUCAGCUGCUCCACAACAGCUGCUACAGACCUCCUCACGCAGGCGGGCCAGGUUCAGUCCAUCCAGGGCGUCUCCUUGGCCGGAGGCUCGGCGUACGCCGGCACUGUCCCCGUAGGGCUUCCUGGCAACAUCACCUUUGUCCCCAUAAACAGCGUGGAUCUGGAGUCCCUUGGGUUGACUGGGGCUCAGACAGUACCAAUCGCCACCGGGGUAACGCCGGAGGGCCAGCUGAUCAUGAGCAGCCAGCCCCUGGAGAACCAGAGCCAGGAUGGCAACAACAAACAGUCCCUGGUGACAGUGAGCGACAGCAACAACCAGGAUAUCUACGUGCCAACCACUUCCUCCUCUUCCUCCAACACCUCACAGCUCCCAGCAACCAUCGAUGGGACGGGGGUUCUCACUCAGGCCACAGCUGUGUCUGCGGGAGUGUCUGAUCCAUCCUCCACGGAAAACUACAACUCCCAUAACCACCUACAGCAAAUCCAGGUGUCCUCCUCCAACGCCACCACCAUCUCUCAGCCCAUCCUGCAGCUGGCAGGUGACACUCAAGCCCAGGUGGCUCAGGGCCAGGACCUGACUGGAGGCGGUCAGACUCUGCAGAGUGUGCAGCUGGUGAACCCUGGUACCUUCCUGAUCCAGGCUCAGACUGUCACCGCCACGGGGCAGAUUCAGUGGCAGACCUUCCAGGUUCAAGGUGUCCAGUCGCUCCAGGGGCUCCAGAUUCCCCAGGGACAGGGCCAGGGCCAGCAGUUGACGCUAGCACCCAUCCAGACCCUCCCCUUGGGCCAGACUGGCCAGGUCAGCCUCCCUAACCUCCAGACAGUCACAGUGAACUCCGUAACACAAACUGGUGUCCAGUACACACAGGGAGAGGAUGCAGGCAGUCCAGCUGGCAUCCAGAUAAAAGAAGAGCCGGACUCUGAGGAGUGGCAGCUGAGCGGGGACUCCACACUGAACCCCAGCGACCUGAACAACCUCCGUGUCCAGAUGGGAGACGAGGAGAUGGAGGGAGCAGGCGCGGAUGGCAAAAGGCUGCGCAGAGUGGCCUGUACUUGCCCCAACUGCAAGGAGUCUGGAGGGAGGGGCUCUGGCGUGGGCAAGAAGAAGCAGCACAUCUGCCACAUCGUCGGCUGCGGGAAAGUCUACGGGAAAACGUCCCACCUGAGAGCUCACCUGCGCUGGCACAGCGGAGAGAGGCCCUUUGUUUGCAACUGGAUGUACUGUGGGAAGAGGUUCACCAGGAGCGACGAACUACAGAGACACAGGAGGACGCACACAGGAGAGAAGAAGUUUGUGUGCUCGGAGUGCUCCAAGAGGUUCAUGCGCAGCGACCACCUGGCCAAGCACAUAAAGACUCAUCAAAACAAAAAGGGCGCCGUGCCCACCUCCACGUCUCCGCCCACUGACACCGUCAUCACCACGGACGGAACCACGCUCAUCCUCCAGACCGCCUCCGCCCACGACCUCGUAGGCAAUCAGGAGAUCCCUCUGCAGCUGGUUACCGUGGCGCCCAGUGAGGUCCUGGAGUGAGCGAUGGGGAGGGUGGGGUUUCUGACAACAGGCCAAUUACAGGGACCUUUUGAGCUUCUCUUCCCCUCCAAUUUUUUUUUUUAAACAUAUGAAUAUAUACAUAAAUAUAUAUGACAAAUAUAUAUAUUUUAAGUGAAAUUUAUCGACGUUAUGUUUGUUUUUUGCAGUCUUUUUAUAGGGGGGCAAAACAUUAAAUGUGGUUGCUAUGUACACAUGUAAACACAUGACACCAAUCAUGAAUUAACACUCAAGAACACAACGUGAAAUGCCUUACUUUGUAUGAUACUCUUGUAUAAAUGCUGGAAGUGCAUGCAAAUGAUGUGACGAUAAUGGAUUUUAAUGAUUGAGGAGGAAGUCCUGAACCUUCAUCUCUCUGAGAUGAUCAAGGAGUUUUCGUUAUUUUAAUUCUCCUUGAGGCAGGAGGGGUGCGAGUGAAACCCAGCGCUCCGUUUGGAAGCAGGUAUAACACGUCGAGCUGCUGCCGGGACUGGAUGCCUGCUUUUAAAAGAAAAGUUUAACUUUUGUUUUGUUUUUUUUUGCUUAACAUUUAUACUGGAAACUACCUGAUGUGUGUUCAGGAGCAGUGGAGCUUUAGGAGUCCUCCAUGCUUACUUAUUUCAGUUCCCAGUGUUUAUGUUAAACAUCACCUCAGUCACAUGUAAUAUAAGUUGGUUGCUACACGUUUUAUUUGCACGCAGCAGUCGUCUCCCAACAGCGUGGCGGCGCAGACGGUCAGAGCGGGCAGCUGUCGUUUAAAGAUCUGGAAGACAAAGCCAGUGUCUGGUGAGCUGGAGCUAAACGUCCCGCCCGUCACUGCCAAAGCACGCCGUCGUUCCUCUGUGCUUUUUCACGUACUGCAGAGAAGAAACGCCUGUUUUUUUUUGUUUUUUUUUCUCUUCUGUUGUAAAUCGAUCUUGUAUUUCAGUCUCUUUACUAAUCCAGGUGACGACGAUCAGACGGCGAAGGAGAACGUAUGCGAAUGUUACCAUGCGAGGAAAUGAGCAGAUUGUCAUCCGACGCUACGAUAACAUCCUGUGAAACGGCUGUUGCAAUAACUGCUCUGAUGUCGUUUGAAAGAGAAACAAUCAUGCCAUUUGACUUUUAUUAUUUUUUAUUUAAUGUAAUCCUCUGUCUUCAUGUCUGUAGCAUUCUUUUACAUGUAUAUUCUUCUUUUCACCUUGUUAUAGAAGCCAUUACUUAGUUAGAUAAAUUUGUUGUAUCAAAACCUUUUAAGUAAUUUUUUAAACAAGAAUUGGUGUAAAAAUUGAAUGUUACCUUUUGUAAAACCUUUUUUCAAAUGG